This is a messenger RNA of Salmo salar (Atlantic salmon), 1789 nucleotides long. NCBI's taxonomy places the organism in Eukaryota, Metazoa, Chordata, Actinopteri, Salmoniformes, Salmonidae. The record is from RefSeq and is a predicted model, not a curated record.
UAGAGACAUCUCAGCACACAUUAAAUAAAUGUAACUCCGCCGAGAGUAAUUGUUUUAAAAUCAUAUUUUCUUAAUCGAUAAUUCGUGUAUGUGUUAUAUGUGUAUUUAUUCGAAUGAAUUACAUUUAUAUUGUAAGUUUAAGGUUAAAGCACGGACUAUAUUUUCAAUCGCGGAUGGAUAUUGUCACAUGACGCUUUUCCACGUCGCAAUGUUUUCUUGGUAUAAAUACAGUGUCCGCGCCCUUCGUGAAUCAUAUUGAACGCAGAAUAAGAAGAGUUUCUAAGAAGACGUGUUUGUGAAAUUUACUUCGAGGUUAUCGUGUAAAGAUGCAGAUCUUCGUGAAGACCCUCACAGGCAAGACCAUCACCCUUGAGGUGGAGCCCAGUGACACCAUUGAGAAUGUGAAGGCCAAGAUCCAGGAUAAGGAGGGCAUCCCCCCAGACCAGCAGCGUCUGAUCUUCGCCGGGAAGCAGCUGGAAGACGGCCGCACCCUCUCCGACUACAACAUCCAGAAAGAGUCCACCCUCCAUCUUGUGCUGCGUCUCAGGGGAGGCAUGCAGAUCUUCGUCAAGACCCUCACCGGUAAAACCAUAACCCUUGAGGUGGAGCCCAGUGACACCAUUGAGAAUGUGAAGGCCAAGAUCCAGGACAAGGAGGGCAUCCCCCCAGACCAGCAGCGUCUGAUCUUCGCCGGGAAGCAGCUGGAAGACGGCCGCACCCUCUCCGACUACAACAUCCAGAAAGAGUCCACCCUCCAUCUUGUGCUGCGUCUCAGGGGAGGCAUGCAGAUCUUCGUCAAGACCCUCACCGGUAAAACCAUAACCCUUGAGGUGGAGCCCAGUGACACCAUUGAGAAUGUGAAGGCCAAGAUCCAGGACAAGGAGGGCAUCCCCCCAGACCAGCAGCGUCUGAUCUUCGCCGGGAAGCAGCUGGAAGACGGCCGCACCCUCUCCGACUACAACAUCCAGAAAGAGUCCACCCUCCAUCUUGUGCUGCGUCUCAGGGGAGGCAUGCAGAUCUUCGUCAAGACCCUCACCGGUAAAACCAUAACCCUUGAGGUGGAGCCCAGUGACACCAUUGAGAAUGUGAAGGCCAAGAUCCAGGACAAGGAGGGCAUCCCCCCAGACCAGCAGCGUCUGAUCUUCGCCGGGAAGCAGCUGGAAGACGGCCGCACCCUCUCCGACUACAACAUCCAGAAAGAGUCCACCCUCCAUCUUGUGCUGCGUCUCAGGGGAGGCAUGCAGAUCUUCGUCAAGACCCUCACCGGUAAAACCAUAACCCUUGAGGUGGAGCCCAGUGACACCAUUGAGAAUGUGAAGGCCAAGAUCCAGGACAAGGAGGGCAUCCCCCCAGACCAGCAGCGUCUGAUCUUCGCCGGGAAGCAGCUGGAAGACGGCCGCACCCUCUCCGACUACAACAUCCAGAAAGAGUCCACCCUCCAUCUUGUGCUGCGUCUCAGGGGAGGCAUGCAGAUCUUCGUCAAGACCCUCACCGGUAAAACCAUAACCCUUGAGGUGGAGCCCAGUGACACCAUUGAGAAUGUGAAGGCCAAGAUCCAGGACAAGGAGGGCAUCCCCCCAGACCAGCAGCGUCUGAUCUUCGCCGGGAAGCAGCUGGAAGACGGCCGCACCCUCUCCGACUACAACAUCCAGAAAGAGUCCACCCUCCAUCUUGUGCUGCGUCUCAGGGGAGGACAGUGAAAGUUUCCCCUGCUUCUGUUCUGACAAAUGUUUUCAUUUUCACAUGUUUUUUUUAUUGAAGUCAUUAAAGGCUAAAUUAAUGCAUUUAA